UCUCUCUCCCUCCAGUGGUGAAACUCUAAAUCUAUGGCGUGUGUGUGCAUGUGUGUGUUCAGCAAGUUGUUGUGUUGUUCAGCGGGUGGGUGACAUGGUUAAGAGCCCCGGUCGCAGGCUGCACAGUCUCAGCCGGCGUUAAUGUUUCCCAGCCGACAGUCAUUACCACGCGAAGGACUUUAUCUCCUCUUUACCCUGCAGUAACUUUUAAAAUCAGUUGUGAACUAUGACGUCAGAGGGGAAACAUGCAGACACCGUGCAGGACCCUCUGUUCAUUGAGGAGAGUGAGGAAGGGUACAGAAACCCCACUGAAGUAAAGAUGAGUCAGAUUGUGCUGCCAUGCCAUGCCAACCACUGUGGAGAGCUGAGUGUCGGGCAGCUGCUGAAAUGGAUGGACUCCACAGCCUGCUUGUCUGCCGAGAGACAUGCAGGUUGUUCCUGUAUCACUGCAUCUGUGGACGACAUCCAUUUUGAACACACCAUAGGGGUGGGAAAGGUUGUAAACAUCAUAGCUAAGGUCAACCGAGCCUUCACGUCCAGUAUGGAGGUGGGUAUAUUGGUCAAUUGUGAGGACCUUUACACUGACAGGCAGUGGAAGGUUUGCCAUGCCUUUGCUACUUUUGUGGCCAGACGAACUGAAGCUGGGAAGGUACAGCUGAAGCAGGUGAUUCCUCGCACACAAAUGGAGCAGAUGGAGUACAGCCUGGCAGCAGAGCGGAGGAGGAUGAGGCUCAUCCAUGCUGAGAUCAUUACAGACCUACUGAGCAGCAGCACAGCUCAACUGAGAGAAUGCCAGGAGUAUCAGGAUGCUGUGCCAGCCGAGCGGACACGAGUGGAGAGCGUGGAACUGGUGCUACCGCCACAUGCCAACCACCAAGUCAGCACCUUUGGGGGUCAGAUCAUGGCCUGGAUGGAGAAUGUGGCUACAAUUGCAGCAAGUCGCUUGUGCAACGCUCACCCAACCCUGAGGAGCAUAGACAUGUUCCAUUUCCGUGGCCCAUCUCAUAUUGGUGACCGACUAGUGCUGAAAGCCAUUGUUAACAAUUCCUUCAAGCACAGCAUGGAGGUGGGAGUGUGUGCUGAGGCCUAUCAGGGUGGAGAACCUCUGCGCCAUAUAAAUAGUGCUUUUAUGACGUUUGAGGUGCUGGACAGUGACAGGAAACCAAGCACGCUGCCACGGAUACGACCUGAGCCUGUGGAUGGAAAAAGACGUUAUCAAGAAGCUAUUGCCAGAAAGAAGAUUCGCCUGGAUAGGAAAUACAUUAUCUCCUGCAAGCAAACUGAAGUGCCCCUGUCUGUUCCCUGGGAUCCAAGUAACCAGAUGUACCUGAGCUACAAUAAUGUAUCAGCACUGAAACUAAUGGAUACCAGAAACAACUGGGUAUUAACUUCUGAGAAAAACAAGGUCAGGCUGUACACACUGGAGGAAAAUCACGUGCUGUGUUUCAAGGUGGAGAUGCACGUCGGUGUACCAGCAGAGCAAACGUUCCACCUACUGUCAGACCUGAGGCGGAGAAAGGAGUGGGACCAGCACUAUGAGGAAUGUGAAAUGAUCAACCAAGCAGAUGAGGAAGACACACUUUAUCGCGUAGCCACACCGUCGGUCAGUAAAAGGGGCAAAGGCAAGGACUUUAUCUUGCUGGCAUCUAGGAGGAAGCCAUGUGAUGCCAGGGACCCAUAUCUGAUUGCUCUGCGUUCUGUCACUUUGCCCACUCACCCUCCCACUGAGGACUACACCAGGGGAGAGGUGCUCUGUGCUGGCUUCACAAUCUGGGAAGAGUCCAGUACUGUCACCAAGAUCACCUAUUACAACCAGGCCACACCGGGUGUCCUCCCCUACAUCUCCACAGACAUCGCUGGCCUCUCCUCCAGCUUUUACAGCGCUUUCUCUGCCUGUAGCGACUUCCUGGAGGCCAACAAAAACAGCCUGGCUGCUCUGCCACUCUCUGCAAUGAGACAUAACAGUGGCGCCAUGGUCUCCCCACAAGAGGAGCAGUGGCAUCAGUAGGAGGGAUUAGGAUCAUCUCUCUGUCUUCAUCCCAUGGCACUUCUGUUGUGGAGGUGCCAUGCUCUUUAAGUAUCCCCCCCGGAGAUUGCAGACGUCUUUGCAAUGGAUUUGUGGUUGGUUUCCCCGCCCCCCCCAAGUCUUUAAACCUCAGUUUGCACUGUGUGACUUUGUUUAUUCUGUAAAUGAGAGAGAGAGAGAGGGGGAGAGAGAAAGGAUAAAGAAAUGCACUGUAUAGGUUUUUGUAAGAAUUUGCUACAUGUUUUCAGCAAGAUUAUUAGGUAUGAAGCAAGAGUCUUUCUCGUCAGUCUUUACAGAAACUAACAUGAGAAUAAAAUUAUUCUAAGCUGGGAUGUUUGAAACAGCUUAUUGUUAGAUAUAGUAUAUUUCCUACCUCCUAAAUAAAGUUUUUAAACUAUUUGAUUAAGACUUAAGCCAAUUGUACAUUUAGUGUGUAAUGUAAAGUUUUUAUUUUGAGACAAUGAUUGUACAGGACAACUCUUGCACUGAUCGUAUAACAUGUUGACACUCGAUGGCCAAGCUGUUUUCUUGAUUAAACUGAAACAAUAAACACAAUAGACCAGUG
Molecule: messenger RNA, 2591 nt
Organism: Morone saxatilis (striped sea-bass)
Lineage: Eukaryota; Metazoa; Chordata; Actinopteri; Moronidae
Gene: acot11b
Product: acyl-CoA thioesterase 11b
Exons: 16
Coding region: 227-2008 (593 amino acids)
Cellular component (GO): extracellular exosome
Molecular function (GO): thiolester hydrolase activity; lipid binding
Source: RefSeq, a predicted model, not a curated record